UUCAGUUAAUGUUGCACGACAGGGUUAGGAGCGACCGAAGCUUUUUGUCUUUACAGACAGGGUGGGCACAGAUAGCGCCGUAUUGGAAAGUUGCUGCCUUUUACAUUUUAUCACGUAAUCAGAGAGCGAACAAAAUCCGACACCCAAGCUAUGGAGCUGAGAGCAGAUGGCCGAUACGACUUCUACUUACGAGGCGAGCUGAGCGCAUGUCUAACUCAGGCUGUUACGAGGUUGUCCUGACCCGACCCGCAGAUCCCAUCCAGCAUCUGGCGCACUGCUUACUCAAGUACAGGAGGCUUCACCCGUUAGAGAAGGAACUCAGCCCUCGUGAGCACUUCCGGUCAGUGCUGCCCGGGCCAGAGGAGUUGGGCGAGGCGGAGGAGCCCGAUUAUUCACCAGCGAACAACGUCUUCGUUCAUAUGUCGUACAUGGCGGUGCUCCACAGCAUAGGAGAUAUAUUUGACGAUGAUGACAUCACGUGACGAUGUUUUGUUCGGCCUUAGUGUCUACCUGUUCAGUACAAUGCCCCUCAGGGAACAGAGCACCAAAUGCACUAUAGCAACAAGUAAACAGUCCCGACACAAAAAGGAUGGAGUGACCGGGUUAAAUCUACAUGAAGCGGAUGUAAAAUAUACUCGUGUGAUCUGUCAUGAUGUGAGACGUUUUGGUGAUUGCUUCACGUCCAAUGUGUAAACUUCACGUGGUUGUGAAUAAAACGUCAAAAUAGA
Molecule: messenger RNA, 728 nt
Organism: Haliotis rubra (blacklip abalone)
Lineage: Eukaryota; Metazoa; Mollusca; Gastropoda; Lepetellida; Haliotidae
Exons: 4
Coding region: 9-482 (157 amino acids)
Source: RefSeq, a predicted model, not a curated record